Porites lobata is the source of this 3131-nucleotide messenger RNA. The record is from the annotation of a GenBank genome assembly. Lineage: Eukaryota; Metazoa; Cnidaria; Anthozoa; Scleractinia; Poritidae.
AUGGGAAUAUUCAACGAACAAAAUUUUGAUCAUCCUUUUGCAAAAGGAAUUCAGGGUGCUCCAGGAGUUGGAUUUAGUCUAACCGCAGAUGGAAAUUAUGAUAUGAAUAAAAAAAGACUCACAAAUGUUGGUGCACCCAGUGCUAAUACUGAUGCUGCUACAAAGAAGUAUGUUGAUGACAAUUCUAGUGGUUCACCCUCGACAUCACGAUUAACAGUUGAUUCAAACAUCGAUAUGAAGGGCCAAUAUCGUAUUCUUCGCCUCAAACACCCGGUUGACGCAGAUGAGCCAGCCACAAAACAAUACGCAGACAGCACAUUUCUCGACAGAAAUGGUUCAUAUACAAUGAUUGGAAAUUUGAGUAUGAAUAAUAAUAAAAUUAUCAAACUUGGCACACCAACAGCCAAUGAUGAUGCAGCAACCAAAAAGUAUGUAGAUGAUAAACCAGUAACAUCUUCAAGGCUAACAAUCAAUUCUAACAUUAAUAUGGGAGAUCAAUACCGAAUUACAAAUCUUAGCACACCACUGGAUGGAAAAGAACCUUCUACAAAAGAUUACGUAGACAACACAUUUCUUGAUAGAGAUGGAUCUUACCCAAUGAAAGGUAAUAUCAAUAUGGCUAAUAAUCGAAUAUUUAACCUACCAGCCCCAAAUGGAAGUAAUCAACCAACACCAUUAGCUUUUACAGAUUUAAAGUAUGUUGCCCGUGAUGGUUCAUCUACAAUGACUAAUAAUUUAAACAUGGAUAAUAAAAAAAUAGUUAACCUUAGACCACCAACAUCAGACACUGACGGCGCAAACAAAAAGUAUGUGGAUGACUCAAUACCUGAUACUAGUUCUUUUAUAAAAAAAGAUGGAAGUGUAUCAAUGACUAAUAACCUAAAUCUUGGAAACAAAAAAAUAGUUGGUCUCGCAACUCCAACAUCAAACACAGACGCCGCAACCAAAAAGUAUGUGGAUGAUAACACAGGUGCUCCAGAUUUAAGCGAUUACUUAGAAAAAGAUGGUACCGUUGCUAUGACUGGGAACCUUAAUCUUGGUAAUAAUAAAAUAAUAAAUCUUAGUAAACCAACCCAAGACAAUGACGCGGUAAAUAAAGAUUACGCUGACAAACUGGUUCAUCAUACAGCAGUACAACCAAGUCAUUACAACGACCAGUUUGCUUAUCUCAUGUCAAGUGCGGCUCAAUGGACUGAUGAAAUAACUAGCGGAACCAGUUUUGUUAUAAAAAAAAUAGGAGAUUUAGCACCAAACCAAGGAAACUUUCACGAUUAUAACCACAAAGUUAUUUAUUUAGGUAUAAACAAAAAUACCCAAGGUGGAUAUAAGUACAAAAUGGGAAUCAACUUUUACAGGUUAACUGCGAAUACCGAUUACACUCUGUGCUUGGAAAUACUCAACACUGAAUACGCUCUAUGGCAUAAGUCUCAAAUAAGUGUGGACAAAGGAACUUCAACAGGAUUAUCAAUUGGAAAUGUUAGUAUAAGGAAACUAUCUCAUAGGUACACGCAAUCAAAUGGGCAACAACAAUUUAUGUAUUACCAUAGAAUAAUAGUUAAUUUCCAGAAGUUGUCAACUGGUAAUAAGUUCUUUCUUCAUUUUUUAGUUGAUAUACCACAAACUGGAACUGACUUGUCUACUUAUCCGAGACAGUUUUCAGGUGUUUAUAUAAUUACUUAUGGUAUUGUGGGAACAUUUAGCAAUAUAGAUCCAGAUAAAGUUUAUGAUUAUCACACCGCAUUUGAUAUCAAACCAACACAAGUGGUUUACAAUGUUGAUAUAAAUGCAAAUAAUAAAAAAAUAUUAAAUGUUAAUCUUGAUAGAAAUAAUGAUAAUAGCGCAGCAACAGUUGGAAUGGUAAAGGAAAUAAAACCUCACACUAUAAACGAUUUAUACAGAAGUUAUUUCGAAGACGUUUAUGAUUUUACUAACGCCUCUAAUUACAAAUUGAGUAGAACCUCAUCAGGUAUUGUUUUCAGAUAUUUAUCUUCAAGUAGUGGUAAUACUUUAAGAGAUAUGGGAAUACCUCUUAGAACCAUAGACGAUAUAAAAAAAGAAGGUCUAAAUCUUAACGAUUAUAAUAUUAGUUUUUCUCCUCCUGAUUUUAUUACAAAAUAUACUUUAUGUUUAAUAUUUUAUCAUUGGAGAAAUAGAAAUUUUAGUUUAAAAAAAAAAGAUACAAAUAGCAAUACUACUUUAUUAGAUUUAUACUAUACUACUUCAGGUAACACAGUAAAUUUAGUUGUUAAUAAUCAAAGAAGACAAUUAACCUUGCCAAGUGAUUUUAAUGGAAAAAAAAUUGUUAUAUGGUUAGCAGAAGAUUUUAGCCAAAAUAUUACAAAAGUUAAAAUAAGUAACUACAGCGCAAUAUUAAGCAUACAAGCCGUUAGAUACACCAACGAACAAGAGUUUGAGUUUACAACUCAAGAUGGAAUUUUAAGUAAAAUAAUGAUUUCUCCAAACUUUUACGACACUAGUUCUGAGCAAUAUCAUAAAGUUAUGCUACAGGAAAAGUUAAAUGGAAGUUAUGUUUUAUAGGGGGAACCUACGGUUCCCCCUUAUGACCCCCCUCCCUUGUGGGGGGACCUUGUCCCCCCAAAACCCCCCUGCUGCUACGCCGCAUAAUAUACGCAAAGAAUAAAAUGAAAGAUCAAAUGAAAGAUAUCUUUGAGUUUAAUCACAUUGAUAAAUCUCUGUCAAAAUCAGAUAUUGAAACUCUAAAAGAUUUUUACAGGCAUUAUCACAAAAAAUAUUGGUGUUUUAAAAAUUGUUAUAAGAGUUAUAAAUUUCUUGAUAAUGUUUUAACUAUAACUGGGAUAAGCCUUGUAACUAUAGGAACAAUUGCCGGAGGAAUAACUCUUAAUCCUGUUGUCUUAGGAGUUAUAAAUGGUGCUGGCAUUAUUGUUGCGGGUAUUGGAAAGAAAGAAAAUGCCCAGAGAAAAAUUGAAAUGUCAAAGAUCGCCUAUACGACUUAUGAAAAGGUAUUGGUAGAACUGAGAUCAGCUCUUAGAGGAGAUGAAUGGGAUAAACAAGAGUUUGUUGAUAGGAUGAAACUGAUAGAUGAAAUGAUAAUUGAUCAAACUCCUUUAUCGGAUAGAUUUGUUAGUAAUUAUAACAAGAAGUUUAUAAUA